Molecule: messenger RNA, 333 nt
Organism: Protopolystoma xenopodis
Lineage: Eukaryota; Metazoa; Platyhelminthes; Monogenea; Polystomatidea; Polystomatidae
Source: the annotation of a GenBank genome assembly
AUGGGACGAAUUAUUCGUGGCCGUGGGGGUGUUGGGACAGGCGAGGCCACAAAAAGUGUAAUCUCCGUCCGCCCAUGCGUCCAGAUCCUUCGUGCCUUCAUCCUCCCUUUGAGCCCUUCAGCAUCGGCCACCAUUCAUUGUACCGCCUCGCAUCAUGGCGCUUAUGAGCCAACAGAAACAAGGCAAUCGCAUUCGGCCACAAUUAGCAUUGUCCGACAGCUCGGUUGUCGAGCCAAAGUGAUUCAUGGCGGUGCAGUCAUUCUGGUCAGUCACGGCAUAAACAUGCGGCGUUUCGACUCAAGGGGGUCAUCUCCUGUUAACGCUGAUGCCUGA